GAAUUAGCUGGCUUCCAAUAAUUUCAUUAGACGAAAAUCCUUUAGUCAUAAAUCGAAUAUUUUGAUCAUGAACAAACUGAAUUGCGUCUGUAUAGGUGUGAGUGUGACUCAAGAAAAACAUCGUACUCACACCCGCACCUAUGACCACACCCACACACUCACAGUCACACUCAUAGUCUUCGCUAAUUGGAUACAAAUUUUGCUUUGUUUUGAUUGUAUAUAUGUUCGAGAUUUUGAUUUCUUUUAAAUUAUGAUAGACUAAUUGGCUUCUGUCAUGGUACUCGAAUUUCGAUUAAAAGUCUCUGAAAAAUUCUCUGAAUAAUCAGUUUCAAAAAUUACUACAUCAAAAUUUAAUUUCAAGACAGUCUAUUGUUAUUAUCGGAUCUACAUCCAAAUUUUGCAAUAGAUAUCUCGUUCGUAAAUAAGCAAAACUUGUACACGUCUUUGUAGAUUUUGUAGGGAUGAAAAUAUCCAAAGCUUUAUUCCUUUAUUGAACAGCGGAGCUAAUUUCGGAUUGCUAAUAAUUGUGAAUACUUUCCAUUAUAAAUGAUAUUCGUGUUGUUGAAUGUUCAAAAGUUUUUCUUUCUAGACUUUUUGGCAGCAUUAGUAAUAAUGGUAAUAACUUUAUGUUUGAGUUGUAGUAUUUUUCUCUAUUCACCUAAUCAUCCAAAUCCGAUUACAACAAUACGUGCAUUUUGCAAGACACGUCCAUAUAUACUUCGGUCGACUAUUAUAAUGAGACGUUGGAUGAUAACUAUUGCUUGUCUUAAUCGAUAUGCAUCAAGUUCAAGAAAUGCUCGUGUACAACUAUUUGUACAAGUGCAUGCCGCACGUCAUAUGAUUCUUAUUGUUACUGGCGGUUGA
This is a messenger RNA of Rotaria sp. Silwood2, 864 nucleotides long. The record is from the annotation of a GenBank genome assembly. NCBI's taxonomy places the organism in Eukaryota, Metazoa, Rotifera, Eurotatoria, Philodinida, Philodinidae.